This is a messenger RNA of Linepithema humile (Argentine ant), 3217 nucleotides long. Its product is annotated as A disintegrin and metalloproteinase with thrombospondin motifs adt-2-like. NCBI's taxonomy places the organism in Eukaryota, Metazoa, Arthropoda, Insecta, Hymenoptera, Formicidae. Gene Ontology annotation, biological process: proteolysis. The record is from RefSeq and is a predicted model, not a curated record. Gene Ontology annotation, molecular function: metalloendopeptidase activity.
CAAGCAAAGUCGUUAAGGUCAUUUCGGAAAAGAAAGUAUCUUUGCGGAAAGGAAGUUAAUAUUUACGUAGAAAAUUUAAAAGCAAACUAAUACGUUCUGUUACGAGACAAGUAGUUAGCACGUUGUUAGUUAGUUGACAUGACUGAUUUGUUGAGAUAAAGCUAUAAAGCUAUAAAGCUAAAAAGCUAUAAAGCCAGUGGAAACGCGACGCCUGAAUCAGAGAAGCGUAAAAAAAUCAGGUUUCUUUGAAAUAACCUUAACAACCUUCGCUUUAAAACGAAUUAAUUUCAUACAAUAUUAAACAAUCGCUGGAAAAUAAGAAUUAUGUCAUUCAGUUUCGGAAAUAUGUACUAGCCUGUAACACUUUUAAUGAACCAUCCCGUAUAUUUAAAAUUAAAACACGCAAACUAAACAUGUUUCUUAUACUGAAAUUGGCAUUAAUAAUUUUAAUAAAUAAAACAAAUGCGUAUAUUACGCAAGAUAUCGAAAUAAUAUUGCUGCCGGCUUGGAACCCGACAGGAGCAAAAGAGAUACUAUUAACAUUAAAAAUUUUCGGGAAAUUAAUGCAGCUGAACCUGUGUAAAAACGACCAGAUUGUAUCGACUCCAUUUAAAGCAAGGAAAUAUAACGCAAAAAUUAUCACAGAAAAGUUAUCGCAAUUAAAAGCAUCAGAUCCUUGCUUCUUUCUUCACGAGGAUCAUGUCAGCUCUGCGGCCAUCAACUUGUGCCAAGAACAUGGAUUGAAAGGACUAAUUUUUGUGGAAAAUGACAUAAUAGAGAUUUGGUCUUUGCGGAACAUGUUUGCAUCUUUGUCCUUCAUCGACGAUGUUUGCGUUAGAGAACAAAUCAAUCAAUCAUUCGGCAAACCUCACCUUAUUAAAAGAUUAGUCCAAUAUUAUAGCCAUUCAAUUUUUUAUCCUUUGGACAAUCUUCAACGGAAGCCACGUUAUGUAGAAAAUAAAAGGAUGGAUGAAGAAUUUAUCGUAGAACUGGCUGUUUUUGUUGACACAUAUGCAUAUCUUCUGUUAAUGUUUUAUCUGGACAACAAUAUCGAUAAAAUACGCAAUAUGAUUAAGUUAGAGUAUUUGAAAAAAGUUCAGGAUUUUUUUCACCAUCGGAGUUUGGGUGUCCGUAUCGGUAUUUCUUUGGUAAAUUUAACGAUUUUGGAAACAGGAUCGUCAAAUUUUCCAGUUUUUAAGGGCGAAGGCAAAACACUGCUCAAACUUUUCUGCAGUUACCAGAAAACUCUCAAUCCUCCAGACGACGAUGAUCCACGUCACUGGGACAUUGCUCUUUACAUAACCGGAAUGGACAUUUUUACAACUAAAGGUACAUCGUUUUUAAUUUCAUAUGAUGAUUAUUCAGUUGCGGGAUUAGCCUUUACCGGUGGCGCAUGCAAAGCGCAUAAGUCAUGCGCGAUAGCAGAAUUUUCUUCAGGUGAUUUCGAUUCUUCAAUAAAAAAAUCAUCUCUUCACGCUGCUCAUGAAAUCGGUCAUCUCUUAGGAUUGCGUCACGAUUUCGACGAAACGGAUACAUAUAUAAUGUCACCUGCGCCACAACGUUUUAGCGAGAUAAAAUGGUCCAUGUAUAGUCAUAACACAAUAAAAUCAUCGUUGAAAAGAAAAUCGUGUCUUCGAGAAACCGAUGAUAGUAUCUAUGUCGAUGACUAUGACGAUGAUUGGUGGACAUCUGACAUAUUUGAUAAUCCGCUAUAUUACGGUUUACCCGGAAGAAAAUGGACCGCCAAAGCACAAUGCCAACUAUUUCUGGACGACGAAAAUGCGAACGUGGUCACGUUGCAUGAUAUAUGUCAAAAUUUACAAUGCGAGACGCCUCACAAAAAUGAAUCUUAUUUCACUGCGGGCGCAUUGAGUGGUACUUAUUGCGCACUCGGGAAAGAAUGUCGUGGCGAAAAAUGCCUGCCUAUUAUCGAGCCGCCAUACAAUUUUAACUCUUGUGAUGAGGAUAAUUGGAGUGAAUGGAAGAAAGACAUCUGUCAAAGUGGUUGCUUGCAGAAAUCGAAAGGCGUACUAGCCAAACGACGUAUUUGCAAACAUCGGAAUAGAGAAACACCGAAUUGUGUAGGACCAUAUUACGACGUAGUUCUGUGCGAUGAUUCGUUACUCUGUUUCGGGAAACGCAAAACGAUCGACUUGUUUACUACCAUAAAAUGCACCAAAUUCAAAUUGGCAAACUUAGCGAUAACAGAGUCGGGGAAACAGUAUUCUUAUGAUGCCGAGAAACCGUGGAUAGCAUGUACUGUAUACUGUACACACAAAGAAUCAUCUGAUUAUUACACACCACGCCAAGAAAUGCUCAACUUUCGUGUCGAUCCAUAUUUUCCUGAUGGAACGUGGUGUCACGAAGAAAAUGGUCAAAAUUAUUAUUGCCGCCAGCAUUACUGUCUGCCGGAAAGCUACUCGUAAAAAUAGUUGUCGAAAGAUGAUCUACGUAUGUUUUAAAAUUAUUAUGCUUUUACUUUUAGUCUUUAUUUCUCUUCGUUGUACAUUUACAAGUAUGACACGUGAAGAUAUAUAUAUUUUUUCGUAAAGUAGGAAGGACUCGUUUUUGUGAAAAACGAUGUAUUAGAGAUUCGGCCUUUGCGCAACGUAUUUGCACCUUCAUCGACGAUUUUUGUGUUAAGGAACAAAUUAAUCAGUUAUUCGGCAAACCUUAUCUUAUUAAAAUAUUACUCCAAUAUUAUGAUGAUUCAAAUUUUUAUUUUUUGGACAAUUUUAAACGGAAGCCACGUCAUGUACAAAAUACGCAAAAAAAAUUUACUAUAGGACUGGCUGUUUUCGUUGACGUAGAAGCAUAUCGCAAGUUGAUGCGAUUAUACCCGAUGAUAUCAAAGAUGAUAUACGUGAUAUAAUGUUAGUGUAUGUGAAUUUUAUGCAGGCUUUAUAUUUUGGCACGUUAUUUAUUGUUAUAUAUAUAUAUAUUUUUUAAUUUUUUGAUAUAUAAGCAUAAAAAGGUUCGUCAUCUCUGCUUUAGAAUGUUUGAAACAUAUCACGAUACAAACAUGGAUCGUCAUGGAUUUGCGUAAAUAGAUUUCAAAACACACCGAUUGAUGCAUAUUUGUGUCUUAUAAUAUUCAUAAAAAUUCGCGCGCUGCAAAUGCAGCGAACUCUAUCGAAAACCGCAUGAACUUUUUUGCUUAGAUUCCUUUUCCUUUUCCCUUUUUUUAAAGUAUAAGUACUUUCUUUCUUCUUUCAGA